This is a messenger RNA of Macroventuria anomochaeta, 513 nucleotides long. RefSeq lists its product as uncharacterized. The annotation marks the transcript as partial. Lineage: Eukaryota; Fungi; Ascomycota; Dothideomycetes; Pleosporales; Didymellaceae. The transcript has a single exon. The record is from RefSeq and is a predicted model, not a curated record.
AGGUUUGCUUCGGCACAUGGAGCGAUGUAUCACGGUAUGGCGUGGCGGAUGCAUGGGCGGAUGCAUGGGCGGCGAGCGGUGCAUUCAUUUAUCCUUUCCUAUCUGAUGUUCGUGGUAUACGAGCCUGUUUGCAGCCGCCAGCGAAGCGUCACUCUCCUCUUCAUUUUGCAGCAUGCCAUUCGCCGCGAGAGAACCGACUUUGAAACCUUCGUCAAGCGCAGAAGAGGUCACGAUCUCGAUUCUAGGCACCUCGAAAGUUCCUCGCGGAACCUUCAUGCCGGCGGAGCUCUGCUUGAAACCUAUGGUGUUCAAGACGAAGGAAAGCAUGAACACAAAUGGUACCACGGCGAAUACCUGUCACAAGGUAGGGUAGAGAUACCCGAAGGUGCAAUGACGCUAACCACAUUGAAAGAUCUGGAAGUCCAUGACCUUUACCGAUUCUAUCCUGAUUUUGAUGUCGAAACGGAAAAGCUGAAACUCUGCAUUCGCGUCCUUGGACCCCGUCAAAAGUUC